Molecule: messenger RNA, 622 nt
Organism: Aplosporella prunicola CBS 121167
Lineage: Eukaryota; Fungi; Ascomycota; Dothideomycetes; Botryosphaeriales; Aplosporellaceae
Exons: 3
Coding region: 53-436 (127 amino acids)
Biological process (GO): late endosome to vacuole transport via multivesicular body sorting pathway
Cellular component (GO): Vps55/Vps68 complex; endosome
Source: RefSeq, a predicted model, not a curated record
CCAGUCCAGCAUAUAGCAGAUAUCCCACCAAGCACCGCGCAGUCUAGUUGCCAUGGCCGGCCUCAAGACCAUCAUCGCCCUGUCCUUUGUCCUCGCCAUCGGCUUCCUCCUCGUCAUCCUAUCCUGCGCGCUAUGGCACGUCUACUACCCGCUGCUCGUCGUCGCGACCUAUGUGAUUGCUCCCCUGCCCAACUGGAUCUGCAACCGCGCAGCAAAUCCCGACGACUUCAUGGAGAGUGCCGGCAAUGGUGUCAUUGAUUUCGGAAGAUUCCUGACGGGGUUUUUGGUCGUCAUGGGAAUCGCACUCCCGGUCCUUCUCGCCCACUGCGCCCUCAUCUCCGCUCCCGCCAUGGUCAUGUCGAUUAUCGGAGGUCUUCUUAUCUACGGGACCAUCAUAAGCUUCACCAUGUUUUUCCAGGAAGACGAGGAGUUCUAGGCAGUAUUAUUCAUGGGUCCAUUGGUUGUUGGUUUCUGUAACUUAGAACUCGCGUCUCCCGGUCUGGCGCAAUCAGCGGUGUGGUCUUCACGCGUUCAUGACAUUUCUUAUGAAGCUUUCAGUUAGGUGAGGUACUCAAUUAAAAAUUGCCGAUUAAGCAAGCAUCCAUGCUCUAGAGUAAAACCU